Molecule: messenger RNA, 3931 nt
Organism: Trametes versicolor FP-101664 SS1
Lineage: Eukaryota; Fungi; Basidiomycota; Agaricomycetes; Polyporales; Polyporaceae
Exons: 7
Coding region: 39-3260 (1073 amino acids)
Cellular component (GO): membrane
Molecular function (GO): calcium ion binding
Source: RefSeq, a predicted model, not a curated record
CCCCAGGGGUGAUUUCCGACCUCGCCGCCCAGUCUGCGAUGUAUGGGAUGGAUCCCCGCCUCACCAGCAUCGAUGCAGUCGAUCCGUCUCACCCGCUUCUCUCCUCUCCGAGCGCGGCUUCGGCGUCUACCAACGCUUCGCACGCUUCGUCCCCCGCUUUGACGGGCGUCACCCCAUCAUAUUCCGCCGGAUCAUCUUCUCUCGCGUCCGCCCUUGACGGUAUGGGUGUCUCGCGCAGUCGCUCGGGCUCAUCUGCUUCGCCCGCACAUUUGACCAGUUCAGGGUCAGAUUUUGGCUUCCCGUCCAGUGGGAGCGGCCCCCCAACCACGGCCCACGACUCGGGCUUCCAAUUCCCACCGCCUGGUUUCGAGAACCCGUUGCAGGCGGCGAGCGAUGACAACAUGCAGGAAGUCCCCGGCGGCGCCCAUCUUCUCGUUCUUGGUGACAUGCUGAAAAACAUUGCGCGGACUGCGAGUACAGGCAGUGAAGCUUGCCAUAUGGGCCAGAGUGGGGAUGCGCGGGAUAUUGUGAGCGUGCUGAAGAAAAACGUCUUGCUUGUAGCGGAGCUCGUGGCUGCCAUGCAACUCGACGACGGAUCCCUCAGUUUCGCGACACACCUCUCUUCCAAUCCGGGUUCUUCCACUGCUAGCGUCAACGGGUCGUCUGUGCAGGUAUCUGCGGCGUCAAGUAUGAGCGUCGAGGCUGCACCCCCGCCGCUGCAGCACCCAUCACCGACGCACCAGUCAAGCCUCAGCAGCCUCACUUCCAACGGCUCGGUAGACUCUUCCUAUUCAGACGGGUCGGAGGUGUCUCGCAAACGGUGUGCGUCGUCUGUCGCUGGCGAUCGUGUUAUCAAGUCGAUGAAGCUGGAGUCCCCGGAAGAUAGCCCGCCUGCGCUCCAGGUUGCCCCACCGGCGGUGGCCUCUUCGUCUAUGCUUCCUCCUACCAACUUUUCCUACGCCUACCCGAUAUCAUCGGCGACGCCUUCUUUGCCCACUGUGGCUGAGUUGGCAUCAGUACCCGCGCCCUUACCUUCCGUGCUCUCCAAUUCCCGCCCGCCAAGCUCUGCCGGAAUUGCGGCGCAUCUAUCAUUGGGAAUGCUUCCCGAUCCUUCCCAGCAUGUCGCACCUCCCAUGCGUCCGGCCCUCCACCAACCCUCAGUCCUCGAACCCGUGGCGUCAAUGUCACAUCCCGCCGACUUCGGCUCCCCGGCGUCUGUGUCAAGUGCAGGAUCGACUGUCAUCGCCAGCUAUCCAUCGUGGUCAGACGGACGUACUGCGGUCCCGCGUCAGCAGCAUCACCAUUCCCUGUCCACCGGAUCCAUCCUCACGACUGCGUCGAUGGUGUCUAACCCUAUGCCAAUCCCCGGCCCCUCCUCCAUGCCUUAUACGACAUCCAUGUAUUCUCCGACGCGGAGCACGCACCUCCAGCAGCCCCCGCUGAAUGUGGCUUCGGCGACGCUCGGUCGCGCGUCGCGAUCGCAGUCUAUAUCGCAGAUGCACGGGAACCCGUUUGCGUAUGUUCCGGACGGUGUGUCCCACCCCACCAUGUAUGAGUCGACGCAGUCGCGACCGUCAACGGCAGGGGCGGGAGCGGCAGCGGGACGGUACAGCCGGCCGUCGUCGCCAGAGUAUGACAAUGAUGAGGACUCGGACGACGAGGAGCAGGGGAACCACUACUCGCCCGGGGGGGAUCCCGCUGGAGGCGAGGGUAGAUCUAGUGCCGAGGGCACCAUGAACGGCAGCUCGCGCGGCCAUGCCGGACAACGGCGCAUGAGCCGCACCUCGCCUGCGAACGAGGGUGGCGGCCCCUCAGGCCACGGAAACGAGGUGCCGCAGGAAUACCGGUCCGAAGUCGAGCGCAUUUUCUUUGAGUUCUUGAAUACUAUCUGUUCCAAUCUGGAUGCCACGGACUCGAAGGGCGAGCCGAUCCACCAGACGCUCAUGGCGAAGAAGAUGCAGCGGCUGGACGAGUCGCCCGACUUCCGCCCAUUCAAGUUCCGCAUCCAGGCGUUCACCAACGCGUUCUUGGAAGAGCUCGCGCGACAGGGUUACCCCGAAGAAAAGAUACCAAUGAAGAAGAUCCGGAACUUCCUCUGGAACCAGCCGUACAUCUCGCGCUUCAACGAGGAGGGCAAGAAGUCCAAGUCAAAAGGCAAUCACAUCUGGCACGUCGACGCGAAAAAGCAGGGUGACGGCAACAACUGGGCCUUCCGCCCAUUCAGGCGGAAGCUCGCAGGCACGCCGCCCGGCGUCGCGUACGUCGGCCUGCGCUGGACGUGGACGCCGCGCAUCUGGGACCCACAGGCGUCGCGCGCGAACAUGCCCGUCACAUACUCCUCGCCCGCGCUCCCUGCGUGGCUGUCGUGGAAGGAGGAGUCGCUGACCGGGAUCCCUCCGCCGGAGGCGCAGAGCUGCGAUGUCACGGUCGAAGCGAGGUUCAUGCAGGACGGCAAGGAAGAGGUGCUCACGCACACGGUGCACAUCACCAUCGCGCCGAUGGCGGCGGUCGACUCCUCGUUCACGCCCUCGCGGCGACCCUCGCUCGUAGGCGACAUCCACAACCCGAGGCGGAUCAUGAGCGAUUCUGUCGUGUCUAGCGUCGCACAGCCGAACGCUGCUCCACGGCUCAUCAGGCAUCCGCCCUCGCUCUCCGCCCCGCCGCAACCCGUCGUCGCUCCCGAGUCGCAGGUCGUCCAGGUACUCACCACUGCCGCGCAGCGCGUUGCACAGGAGGCCCAGUCGCAGGUCGUCGCGUCCCCCAACGAGGCUGGCCCGGAGCUGCAGGCCCUGGCCAAGCAGCAGCACGUUCUCACUGUCACCGCUCAAGCUAUCAGCUCCAAGAUGGCCGGGGAGGUGCCGGAGAACGCGGUCGCUCAGUCGAACGCGCUCACUGCUGCCGCUCAGCAAGUCGUCCUCCAGGCCGCGCGCCAGGUCGUCGCCGAUCGCACCGUCGCCGCCGUGUCGUCGGGGCUGCCUGCGUCUGCUGGUAACUCCCCACAGGUGACGGUAAAGGAGGUAUCGGUUGCGACGCAGUCGGCGGUCGCGCAGGCCGUGGGCAUGGUCGGUCCGCUGUCGAGCGAGGUCGACGUCCUGAUGACCGCUAAGUCGCUGCUCCAGCAGCAGACACGCGGCCCGUCCGGACUCUCCUCCCACGACCCGCGACCACACUCAACUGGCAACUCGCCCCCAGGUCCCUUCGACCUCCCGCCGCCCGUAGCAGUGACCCCGUCGGGCGCGGUGUACUUCCCCCCUUCAUAAUACCGGCUCGCCCCCGGUACGGACGCCCCUUUGAUUGUGUGUGCUGCGCUCCCUGUCUGCGCGCGCAUGUGUAUGUGUACGGUAUAUUUUUAUGUGCUGGUGAUAUUGGGUCUGCCGUGUCGUCGUCGUCCCCCGCCCGGUCCCGCUCUCGCGUGCGUAUUGUAGACGCGCAUGUGUUCGUAUCGCCGCAUUAUUGUGUUGUUGUUUUGCUUCGCCUUCGUUCGUUCGUGCUCCCUCCCCGCCCCUCCCGUCCGUCCGUCGCUGGUGCUGGGUGCUGGUGCCGGGCCUGGUUGUGCUUUGUGCUGCGACUCCCCCUUCGACUCCCCCGCUCCCAAGCAUGUGUCUCCGUAGUCCUAUUUAGAUAGAAGGUGAAGGUCGCUCUCGCUGCUCUGCCCAUGUAUGUCCUACCACAUCCCUUGCCGCCGCCCCGACCCUCCUCCCCACCUCGCCCCCGCUCCCAUUCCUGCACCUCCUCCCCUUCGUUCCCCGCCCCGUGCUCGCGCCGCCGCUCUUGCUGCAUAUUCCUCCUCGUCCAUCCCCCCACCGCUCGCGUGCAUACAGCCCUGCAGGGCCCCGGAGUCGCCCACAUGUGUACAGAUGUUCCGCCAUACAUCCCAUUGUAUAUUUGCCACGGUUUGGACUUCCUGAAAAUUAAAAGCAUCGUCGUACCC